This is a messenger RNA of Choloepus didactylus (southern two-toed sloth), 930 nucleotides long. Its product is annotated as olfactory receptor 14C36-like. Gene Ontology annotation, biological process: G protein-coupled receptor signaling pathway. NCBI's taxonomy places the organism in Eukaryota, Metazoa, Chordata, Mammalia, Pilosa, Megalonychidae. The transcript has a single exon. Gene Ontology annotation, cellular component: membrane. Bases 1 to 930 code for a protein of 309 amino acids. The record is from RefSeq and is a predicted model, not a curated record. Gene Ontology annotation, molecular function: olfactory receptor activity; G protein-coupled receptor activity; odorant binding.
AUGCCCAACUCUACCACGGUAACUGAAUUCUUGCUUACAAGAUUUUCUGAUGUGUGGGAGCUCAGAGUCUUACACACCAUGCUCUUCCUACUGGUGUAUUUGGCAACCGUGAUGGGGAAUCUUCUCAUUGUCACAGUCACCACGCUUGACCAUAGUCUUCAUACCCCCAUGUAUUUCUUUCUAAGGAAUCUCUCUCUCUUGGACAUGUGCUAUGUAUCUGUUACAAUACCCAAGGCAUGUGCCAUCUUCCUGCUUGAUAGCAGGGUGAUCUCCAUAGCUGGAUGUGCAGUUCAGAUCUUCUUUGUGAUCUUCCUUGCUUUUGCAGAGUUGCUAUUCCUCACCUCCAUGGCCCAUGACCGCUAUGUGGCCAUCUGCCAGCCCCUCCAGUACCCUAUGAUCAUGAACCAUCAGGUCUGUGUCCAGAUUACUUUGGCCUCAGUGCUCAGUAGUGUUGUCUACUCUGGAUUCCACACUGGAAUCACAUUCCGGCUGUCCUUCUGUCAGUCCAAUGUGGUCCAUCAGUUCUUCUGUGACAUUCCCCCACUGCUGAAUCUCACCUGCUCUGACACCCUAAUGAAUGAAAUUGCAAUUUUUAUCUCUGGAGUGAUGGCUAGUACUGGCUUUGCAUUUAUUACCAGGUCUUAUAUUCACAUAUUUUCUACUGUGCUCAAGUUUCCAACAAGAGGAGAGCGAGGAAAGUUCUUUUCCACUUGCGUCCCCCACAUACUCGUGGUGACCGUCUAUGUCGGCUCUUUUGCUGCUGCAUAUCUGAAGCCAACCUCCCAUUCACCCACAAUUCUGGACAUGAUCGCUUCUGUGUUAUAUUCUACAGUCCCUCCUUUCUUGAAUCCUAUUAUCUAUAGUCUUAGAAACAAGCAGAUUAAGGAAGCCGUAAGGAGAAUUUCUAGAAGGCUUUGCUUAGAAAAAUGA